AUGGAUGAUAUGAUUGAGACACCGUUGAUUUGUGAAAAUUGUUCGCUCUCGGUGAAUGGUAGAGUUUUCCAAAUUGAUCUUAUUUGUUUACCACUUAAGAAGGUUGAUGUGGUUUUGGGGAUGGAUUGGCUCUCUGCCAAUUCGGUGUUUAUUAGAUGUGAAGAGAAGUUGAUUAUCAUUCCAUCUAGUGAAGCUACUCCAAAGGAUGUAUUAACUACUAUCUUGGAAGGUACGGUUGGUAUGGUAAAUUUCUUAUUUGAGAAGGAAAUGUCAGUUCUCUUGGUUCUCACCAAGGAAUCUAGCGAUAAUCUGAGUGUUACACAAAUUCCUGUCGUUUGUGAAUUUCCGGAAGUUUUCCCUGAGGAUGUCACCUCUCUUCCUCCUGAAAAGGAAGUGGAAUUCUCUAUUGAUCUGAUACUUGGGACGACUCCAAUCUCCGUUUCUCCGUAUCGCAUGGUGCCACUCGAGUUGAGAGAGUUGAAGAAUCAAUUGGAAUAG
Messenger RNA from Lathyrus oleraceus (garden pea), 498 nucleotides. RefSeq lists its product as uncharacterized. The record is from RefSeq and is a predicted model, not a curated record. Bases 1 to 498 code for a protein of 165 amino acids. Lineage: Eukaryota; Viridiplantae; Streptophyta; Magnoliopsida; Fabales; Fabaceae. The transcript has a single exon.